Balaenoptera ricei (Rice's whale) is the source of this 5409-nucleotide messenger RNA. It is a transcript of the gene CCDC71, whose product is annotated as coiled-coil domain containing 71. The transcript has 2 exons. The record is from RefSeq and is a predicted model, not a curated record. The coding region runs from base 127 to 1584 and encodes 485 amino acids. Lineage: Eukaryota; Metazoa; Chordata; Mammalia; Artiodactyla; Balaenopteridae.
GUGCGCAGCAGGCGGCCAUGUUGGAGCAGCGGAGGCGGCGCAGAGGCGCGUCCUGGGUCCCCGCGGCGGCGCCGGUGCCAAGCGCUGGUUUGCGGAUACCCAGGCAGAUCUGCAGUGCCUAAUGCCAUGAGCGUGGUGGUGCAGCAUGUGGAGGAGAAAGCUGUGCACUCCUGGUCGCGGAUCUCCACGGCAGGGAAGAAGGCCCUGGAGGAAGCGCUGCUUGUCUUUAACCCCAUGAGCCAGGAUCUCAGUGCCACUGAGGCCCAGCUUGUGGCCUUCCUGCAGGGCCUGCGGGAUGAUGGUUUCCAACCAACCAUCCUGCGCAGCGGUGAUGUCUAUGGCUAUAGUUCGUGCACAGCCAACCCCCCAAGCCAGACAAAGCUUCAGGCUCGUGCCCCCACCCCAGCUGCCACAUCACCUCCAGCCAGUGCUCCCCGAACUGCCAUGCGGCUGCCUGCAGGCCGGGCCACGCUGCUCCCCAUGCCACUGUCUGGCAGGCUGGCCAAAGCAUCCACACCAGCCCUCGCCAAGCAUGCCACCACCAACCUGCUACUGAGCUCCCUGAAGCAGUCAAAUGCCAGCCGUGCCCGGGGUGCAGCAGUGGGCUUUCCCACCCACCUCUAUCCAGGUGUCUACCCUGCCAUGAGGCUCUCUGUUGUCCUUGAGGCCCUGGUUCCACUCAAGACUCCCAUGCCCUGCUUGGGUGCCAGGCACAAGGCACAGUCACUGCAGCUCUCACUUGCAGACUCUCCCCUGAAGCUGCGGAAAGGUCCAGGGAAGAGGCUGGGGAAUUCCCAGCCCAAAGCUCCCAGAAAAGCCACAAGCAAGGACCCCAAGUGUCUGACUCGAAGAGGCCCCAGGGCUGGACCCCGACAAGGCACUGGGCCCCAGAGCAAGACCUACAAAGCCUCUGGUUCCCUCAGUGGCCCACAAAUGAAAGGUGGCUGUGCUCUGGGCACCAAAACAACCCAGGCCAAAGUUGCCCGUGCCCAGGCCAAGGUGGCUCGAACACAAGCCAAAGCUGCCAAGGCCCGGGCAAAAGCCAAGGCAGCACGGAUCAAGGCCAAGGCCAAGGCCAAGUCCAAGGCAGUACGGGCCAAGGCUAAGGCCAAGGCAGUGCGGCCCAAGGCUAAGGCCAAGGCAGUGCGGGCCAGGGCCAAGGCCAAGGCAGUGCGGGCCAGGGCCAGGGCCAAGGCAGUGCGGGCCAGGGCCAGGGCCAAGGCAGUGCGGGCUAAGGCCAAGGUGGCUCGGACCCAGCCCAGGGGCAGGGGCAGGCCAAAAAGGUCUGUUCAGGCCAGGACUGCAAGGAGGGGCCGGAAAAGCUGCCCUGAGACUGUGGGACAGAAGAGGAAAAGGACUGAGGAGGCAAAGGAUCUUCCUCCCCAGAAGAGAACACGGCUUGGGCCCCAAUCCCCUAAGGUAUGGCUAGGAUCUGGAACGGCAAAGCUGCUGAAAUUCCGGGCCAUCAAGGUGGACAGGCAGUCCUCAGACCAUGAGGUGCGGCAGCAGGCUCAGCGGAUCCUCCGUGUGAACCUUUCCCCUGUAAUACGACUUCAGCCAUUGCUGCCAUACUCAGCACCCUGAUUCCUUCACGUAGCAAUGUUCGGGGAAACUGAGCCCAGUUGUCUGUGGCCAGUGGCACAGUGUGCAAUGCCCAUGGAUUCCACAACCCUAAGGACUCUGGGUGCCUCUCCAGGGCCCUGAGAGCCACCAGCCUCCUUUCAGAGACUGGAGGAUGUGGGGUGGGGUGGGCGGGUGGGAGGGGUGGUCUCAUGGCGCGACGCACUGUGACUUGUUACUCUUCAAGUUGUAUGCCCACUAUUCCAUCUAUCACGUUUUAUACCUUUCCACCUUCCAGUCUCCCUGCCCACACUCCAUGGUCUUUUUUUGUGUGUGUGACUGCUGGUAAGCCAGCUUGAGUGUUUAGGAAAGGUAGCCCCAGGAAUAGGAAUGCCAGAGAGGGUCCUGGUAGCCCAGGGAAGGUCAUGGAUGUGAGUGAAGGGCAGCCUCCGGGCCCCUGAGGGCAGGGGCAGAGCCACUCUAAGGUGGGACACCUCCGCUUGGGGCUGCCCUGGUUUGUUAUCCAGAUAGCUCCCUUGGAGGAGGACAAUAGGUGGCUCUGUGGGGAACCUUGCUUGCAGCCUGCAGGUUUUUAGGCCAGGGAAGGGGCGGUGCAGACAGCCUGGCCUUGUCUUCCAGUCUACUCUGGCUGAAACCUUGGCGCUUUGUGUGGGCUUGUCUGGGGUAGGGCGGGGCCUAAAUCGGCUGAAGUACUUCUGCCUAUUCUUUCCUCUGCUUCUUUCUGGAGAGGGACUAUCCUCGACUUCCCCAGUUGGUGGCAAGGGGUUGGGGCUUGAGUCAGGGGCCAGGGUGGCUCUGGGUUGUAGGGCCACAGAGUCCCCUCACUGACCAAGGAAUUAUCUUGGAUGGGUGGAGUGCUGCGGUCUCUGAGCCUGGAGAGUUUCCACACUGCCUCUCAGUGCUUUCUCCCUGGGUUCCAAGUGCUCUAUUCCCAGGUCCAGCCUCAGCAUGUCUUCCAACAGGGGCCUGUAUGUUCAGACAUUAUUGGUUCUUCCUGCUUUGGAGAGGGGACAGGGCCCUGAGCCCUGAACAAAACUAGCUCCCUGCCCAUCUGCCAGUCCUUCACUGUCUGCCCAGCCUGAAAGGCAGUGGCUGGGGCUGGCGGGGAGGGGGAUACAUUCCCCAGAGGCUCCUGGAGACGAACAGCCUUUCAGAGCUAGGGGUGGAAGCCUCAUUUGAAUGAGAAUUGGAUCCUUUCUGUCUCUGAGGGUUAGUCUGAACCCUGGCCGCACGAGCACCAGCUGCGUUGGAUGGCAGACCUGUAGAGAAGCUCUGCUUCUUGGUGCUCCCCUCCCCACCUUUCUUCUGCAUCUGGUGACUGCUAUUAAUAUCCUUUCCCUGGGCACGGCCUCUCUUGGUUUCCCAGGCUCUGGGGACUCCCCCCACCCUUCUCCCAGCUGCACCAUGACUCCACAACCCUGCAUGCUCCUUGCCUCUGGCAGCCUUGAGUUCAUCUACCAUGUGAGUAUGGGGAAGGACCUGAGGGCCACACUCAGAUCCUCAAGGGCAGCCCAGCUAGGGGCACACUCUGUAUUCUCUCUCUCUCUCGGGCCUGAUUCUAGCUCCAACUGCCCAGGACCCCCAGCCGGGCUAGCCCCUCCUUUCAGCUCUGCUGCUGCUGCCACCGAUGGGUGAGAGGUGGUCUUUUUACCUGAGAGCCAUGUGGAGGGGGAGAAGAAAUCAUCGGGCCACACUGUGGGAUGGGGUGAGGUGGAGGGCGUACCCCUAGGAUCUCUAUACUCAGACCCUGCCCCUCCCAGUCCAGGCUCCCAGAACAAUUGCCCGGGAGGUGCCAGACAAACUUCCUCCACCCGGCUGCUCAGGCGGCAGCUGCUACCCACCUACCAGCAACCUGAUUAUUGGCUGUGGCCAGGUCCUUCGAACCUCAUCCACCUGUGGCCUCCAUGGCCCUGAACUGUACUGCAUUGUCAGUAACUUACAGGUAGGGAGGAGGGUAUGGGCUCUGGAGAUGGUAUCUUGGAUUUUCUUGGGCAGGUUCAGCACCUGUGGGAGUUCAGGUCAUUGACGAGAGCCAGAGGGAGAGGCCUGUGCUGUGAAAUUUUGGAGAGGGUUGUAGCCAACCAAGCACCUCCUGACUAGUCAGUCUCAUUGGGCACUCCAGGAUGCUGAGAAUUGCUUCUUUUGUGACUCUCAGGACUGGAAAAGCCAUGGCAUUGAGAAUGUGAUCUCCUAGAGUGGUCCUGGUGGCAAAAAGACCUGGUGGCAAGCAGAGCGUGGUGAGGGUUCUUGUGUGCCCAUGUGUGCAGGGCUGGGAUCAGGGUCAAGGCCUGGCCACUGACCAGCCCUUGUGGUUACAGGUGUUGAGAAUGUCACCAGCUGGACCUAGAAGAUGCCUUUUACUUUACCCACCUCAUCAUGACUUUCAGGGUGACCCAGUGCCCGAGACUGAAAGCUUAUUCUCUGCCUCCUGACCUGAUGGCCACCGGUGAUGUUUGCCCCUGGUGACCCAAGGACCCCCUCCUGUCCCCAGACAUUCUGGCUCUGCUCCUUGAGCGCUCAGUGGACCAUGGCCACUUCUGGCACAUGUACCACUACUUUGCCCACAACUGCUUAGGCGUCUUUCCUGGGAUUUCUCUUUCCCCUGGCCACAGAGUCAGUGACCUCAUCUAUGAGCAGCGUUACUCAAGACAUUGAGCCUUCCACUGAGGGAGAGGUCAGGCCCAGAGGAAGGGGGGUUGGGCCCUGGGAUGAAGCCAGAGGCUCAGGCUUGCUGCUUAGGUAAUUUCAAAGUUCCGGAUCCAGCCAUUCUGGUGGAGAACCCAAAUAAUACCAAGGUUCAGGGUAAUUAUCCCCACAGCCAGUCUUGUACUCCUUUGUUGGGAAAACCAGAUACUCACUGGUGGAAGGUGAGGUCCUACCUGGGUAUGCACACCCGUGGGGCAGGGUAGCGGGCAAGCCAGCCCAGUCCCCCAAGGAUUGUUUCCCAGCUCUGCUGCAUUAUGGUCCCUGUUAUGGCUCCCCAUUCCUGUCCCAUGUUCCCCAUACCUGUGCCCAGUGCAUAGGGACUGGCAUGGGUAGCAGUUUUCAUCUCUGUCCCUUAUCUCUGCCCCAUCACUGAAUUCCUUUGUGAGGCCCCAUUGUGAUCCUCAUCACUGCUGGCCAUGCCAGCCCAAUCUCUGUCCCCCACCUCUGCUCCUAUCACACUGUACCUCAUAACUCUUCCCUUUGUGAGCCACCGUCACUGUUCCCCGUCACGGUCCCCUGUCUGCCCUCCCACUUUGAUUCAUCACCCUGGCCCUAAUUGGUACCCUGCGUUCCUGAAGCUGCCUCCAGGUGGCACCAGGGCGUCUCUGGGUGUGACCUCUUCCUUGUAAAACAGAAGUCUUGUUAAAGGACAAGAGAGACAUAAUCAUAACCCAGCAGGGCAGCCCAGAGCCAGGCCAGGAGAGUACCAGAGCAGGAGGACAAACCCCGAAGUAGCUUUUUCUCUACAUUCUACGUUCUCCACCCACCUUGACUUCGAUUAUUACCAACUACUUACCCUGAGCACGCGCACACACACGCACACACACCCCGCCCUACUAGGGCCUAGAGCAGCUGUUGUGUGUUCCUCUGAUCAAGAGAAAGGGGAGCUCUGGCAAAGAGAUACAGGAGGUGGCCUCGGCUUGGUAGCUGACAAGCUGUGAGGAGCAAGAGGAGCCAUGGACCCAUCUUUCCAUCCAUGUGUACAUUUAACAAGUGCCCAUGGAGCCCCACUGUGUGCCAGGCAUCUUCUGGGCCUUGCUCAGUGGGGUGCAGAUAGACAAGUUAUCUGUCUUGGAGCUGACAUAAAAAUGAGAAAGGCAGUCAAUAAAUAAACAUACCUUA